Nakaseomyces glabratus is the source of this 1719-nucleotide messenger RNA. RefSeq names its product amino acid permease. Gene Ontology annotation, cellular component: membrane. The record is from RefSeq and is a predicted model, not a curated record. Gene Ontology annotation, biological process: amino acid transmembrane transport. Lineage: Eukaryota; Fungi; Ascomycota; Saccharomycetes; Saccharomycetales; Saccharomycetaceae. Gene Ontology annotation, molecular function: amino acid transmembrane transporter activity.
AUGGAAAUAGGUCCUAGCGAUUUGAAAGAGAAGUCGGUAAUACAGGAUAUCGAUACGAUCAUAGAUGGCAAUGACAGCGAUAGUCAUAACAGUAACACUGGUGAGCUAGGGCGUCGGAAGCGGAAAACCUCCGUUUCUUCUACGCAGUACGAAGACUUGGCCACGGAGAAAGAUGAAUUGUUGGAACACCACGAUGUGAAGAGGUCGCUUAAACAGAGACACAUUGGUAUGAUCGCCUUGGGUGGUACCAUUGGUACGGGUCUUUUCAUCGGUAUUGCUACGCCGUUGGCCAAUGCGGGCCCUGUGGGUGCGCUGGUUGCUUAUUUAUUCAUGGGAACCGUUGUCUUCUCAGUGACGCAGUCCCUGGGUGAAAUGGCUACUUUCAUCCCAGUCACUUCCUCUUUCUCCGUUUUCGCUCAGAGAUUCUUGUCUCCAGCAUUGGGUGCUGCAAACGGUUACAUGUACUUCUUGUCCUGGUGUUUCACAUUCGCUUUGGAAUUGUCCGUGGUUGGCCAGAUCAUCCAGUUCUGGACUUUUAAAGUGCCAUUGGCAGCUUGGAUCAGUAUUUUCUGGGUGCUCUUGACUGCGUUCAAUAUGUUCCCAGUUAAGUUUUACGGUGAGUUUGAAUUCUGGAUCGCUUCUAUUAAAGUCCUCGCACUGAUGGGUUUCCUAAUUUACUCUCUAUGUAUAGUGUGUGGUGCUGGUAAGACUGGUCCUAUCGGUUUCCGUUAUUGGCGUAACCCUGGUGCUAUGGGCCCCGGUAUCAUCUCAUCUAACACUGGUGAGGCAAGGUUUUUGGGUUGGGUUUCAUCGCUGAUUAACGCUGCAUUCACAUAUCAAGGUACUGAACUGGUCGGUAUCACCGCCGGUGAAGCCGCAAACCCAAGAAAAGCAGUUCCCAGAGCGAUCAGAAAAGUCCUGAUCAGAAUCUUGCUCUUCUACAUUGGUUCUUUGUUCUUUAUCGGAUUGACUGUCCCUUACAACGAUCCUAAGCUGACUAGUACCGAUUCUUACGUCUCCUCUUCUCCUUUCAUCAUUACAAUUCAAAAUGCGGGAACAAGAGUACUGCCACAUAUCUUUAACGCUGUCAUUCUGACUACUAUCAUCUCAGCAGGUAACUCAAAUGUUUAUGUUGGAUCUCGUAUUCUGUUCAGUAUGGCAAAGAAUGGUCUAGCUCCAAAGUUCUUGGCCAAGACUACUUUGCAAGGUGUUCCAUAUUUAUCUGUCCUUGCUAUUUCUGCAUUUGGUUCAUUGAGUUAUAUGGAGUUGUCCACUGGUGGUGCCAAGGCCUUCAAUUGGUUGUUGAACAUUACAGGUGUGGCCGGUUUCUUCGCAUGGCUGUUAAUCUCUUGCUCUCACGUUAGAUUCAUGCAGGCAUUGAAACAUCGUGGUAUCUCAAGAGAUGAUUUACCUUAUAAAGCGCUAUGGAUGCCAUGGUUGGCUUAUUACGCCAUUUUCUUCAUGGUUGUUAUAAUCUUGAUUCAAGGUUUUACCUCCUUUGCACCUCAUUUCAGCGGCAGAGAUUUCGUUGCUGCAUACAUCUCGGUGGGUUUGUUCCUGGUUUUCUGGGGCUUCUUCCAAAUCUACUUCAGAUGCAGAAUAAUAUGGAAACUAGAAGACGUUGAUAUCGACACAGACCGUAGAGAAAUUGAAUCUGUGGUCUGGGAAGAUGAUGCACCAAAGACACUUUGGGAUAAGUUUUGGGACUUUGUUGCCUAA